Melampsora larici-populina 98AG31 is the source of this 1944-nucleotide messenger RNA. RefSeq lists its product as uncharacterized. The transcript has a single exon. NCBI's taxonomy places the organism in Eukaryota, Fungi, Basidiomycota, Pucciniomycetes, Pucciniales, Melampsoraceae. The record is from RefSeq and is a predicted model, not a curated record. Bases 1 to 1944 code for a protein of 647 amino acids.
AUGGCUAAUCUACAUAUUUCUGUUACAUUUGUCCUUGCACUGUGCUUAAAGCUCAUAUCCUCAUCCUUGUAUGAUUUAAUUGAAACUCCACAAACAUCACACAUUUUAGGUGAAGAAGACAAAUCAACCCCCAAUAUUGUGUCAAAUUCAUUCAUCACAGAGGUCCCUAAGGCAGACAAUCAUCUAACAUCUUUUGAGAGGGAGAUCAAUGAUAUACUUGGAACCCCUGGAUACAUAGAAUAUGGCUUGGAAGACAAUCUGCUCCAUACCUUACAUCACACACAUUCCAGUCCCUUGCUUCCUGAGAAGGAACACAAAUAUUUCACAAUGGGGGAAGGGGGAGACCAUCAUCAUCAACAUGUGGAGUUUCCAAUGACUCCUUUUGAAAGGGAUGAACAAUCUGCAGGAUAUGCUUGUGUAAGUGACAUUGGAGAUGUAGAAGAUAGCUUGGUCAAGGAGGUAGAUCACUUGAAUCACAAAACAUUUGAAGCCCACAAUUUGAAAACUUCAAAAAAGCCCCAUCAGACAUCAAGAGUUGUGGAACUCAAGAAGAACAAGCGCAAGGAUAGGUCUGAGGAUGCAGAUCCUGGGUGGUCAAAUUCAGGUCUAAAUGACAAAAUCUCUUCAAAAGGUGGUGUAUAUCUCCAUGACAUUCUACAGAAUCAUUAUAAAAUUGAAGAAAAAUCAUUGAUACGUGAACUUCAAUGGCAAGCCCAAUUGGUACUUUGGCAUUCACCUGGUCUUUCUGCCACUAUCAAGGCACACUUCCAGGCCUUUGAAGAUCAUUCCAAAAACAAUUUAGCAAAUGAUUGGAAAUUUUUCUUCAGUAGUGAAAGGAUUUCAGUGGCAAUCAAACGUAUUCACUCUGAGAUAGCUAUGGGAUUCUUUGGGGCUUUGAAGACUGUCUGCUAUGGACAAAAGGGGAUACCAGAGAUGAGAUUGUUGGUUGAAGAUGGCUGGGACUUCCUUUACAAAUACUUUCAUGAUGAAUUUCAGAUCUUACAGAAGAACAAUGUACUUUUACCAUCUUCAAUCUUACCCUGCUCCUAUGACAGAGAUAAAGCUAUUGGGGAAAUUCUGUCACAUGUAUUGACCAUUCCAGAGAAAUCAUCCAUAUCAUCCAGGAUAAUCUUCCAACUCUUGAAAAGAUGGUAUCAAUCAAGCAAAUUCAAUAGUGCAAUUUCUAGGAUCCCAAUCAACUAUUCAACAUUCCUUGAAAAUUGUCAUGUUAUAUACAAUCGAGGAAGGAAAAAGAUUAAAAUAGAUGGUGGGAAGACUAAAAAAGAACAGGAUGAUUUGUUUAAGUACUUCAGGGUUGAGAUGAGGAGACAAGGAGAAAGCUUGAUUCAAAAGGGCCUCACACCACUGGGAAAGGACAUGAAAACAUUUUUUGCUACACUCAAACUUAAAAUGGGUGACAUAUAUGUAUCUCAAGAUGGUGAAAAAGGUGCAAGGAAAGAUCUUCCUUCUUCAGUUGUUAAGGAGGAUAUCAAAAUAAUCAAUAAAGCCAUUGAAAUAGCUGAAAAGUCUAUCACUCCAACAUUUAUGGGAAUUUUGAGUACUUUGCAUACAAAGGGUAAAAUGGAUGAAUCUUGGUCUCUUAUGAUUCAGAGUGGAUGGAACCACCUUCAAACAUACUUCAAUAGAUGGAUUAGCUUUUUGUCAAAACCUGAAUACUCGGUAAUUUUACCCACAAAAGGCAAGAAAGUUCAAGAUAUUGAUUGGGCAGAUGACAAAAUGACAAUAGCCUAUUUAGGAACAUUGAGAGACAUCACCAAUGUACCUACCAACUUGGUCUGGUUUCUUUUAGAUCUAUGGUUUGAUUGUAUCACUGAGUCAAAACACAGUGAAAUUCAAAAUUUGUCAACUAAAGUCUUACCACCAAACAGGGAAUUUUUGAGGAACAAUUACAUGGCAUGUGUAAUCUCCCACAGGAAAUCUUAG